GUAAUGCAUCGUUGGCCUUAUAUGCAGACGCAUGCACAUUACGCAUCAUGGGGCCAUAUAUACGCCGCAUAAGUAUAUAUAUAGUCCAGCACAAGCGCCAGCGCGGUACUCAUGAUAAGCGGGAUAGCAAUUCUCUUAACAAAGCCAGAGCAUAAAUCGAAGGCUAAACAGCGAGCCAUCAUCCUUGUCAGUGGGUGCGUGCCAUCGUCAAACAGAAUCUUUGAAUGAUCCGGUGAGCAGGUACAGCUGCCUGCUGCUGCGCUCAGUAUGCGUUGAUAUAACUGGCGUAUAAAGAUUUGAUGAAGGCCCACGUAACGCUCUCCCUCAUCCCUGCAUGUGCACCUUAGAGUCCUUCGAUCGGCUGGCGUUUUUAUCAAUAUUCGCGCACCUUUCAAUGCCGGUAUUCAUCCCCUGAACAACGUAGUUAUGAUCGUCACGUCCGUGAACCUUUCCCACUGUUGAUACAAACGCUAACCCUUUUAGCCGGUAUGGUGGAUAUGCGCUUACGUUAGGCAGGUCGGGGUCUGUGUAAAGGGACGUCGUUUCCGCAUCUGCACCCAGGCUCAAUCAAGUUCACCGAUUGGGUUUUUAUCCACAAACAUGGUGAGAUCACCGCACGGAAAAUAAAAUUAUGGAUCAUAUCACCUACCUGUCCGCCUGGUCCUUCCCAGCAAACAGCGUCUUUCACCACAUACUCAUGAUAUAAGUGAUUUAAGCACAAUAAGUUUCUUGCUGUGAUGGGACAUAAUUACCUACAGUACGUGUUAUCUAACACAGUGAUAAUAUAAUAAAACCUUCGUAAUGUGUACUGAUCGAUCGGGGUCUACCGCUGUUGCAAAAUUUAUCUUGGGAAAAGUGAGACGCGGGAAGGCUGGAAAGUAUAAUUUGUCUACCUGGAAAAGUUUGUUCUUGGCUAAUUAUAAACCACAAGGAAGAUACGGCAGUAUGUGGAUAUGUAGCUGACGGUGGUCGUCAAUCGUAUGCUGGCACAAUUAUCUAUGGAUCGCUGUGUAAUUAUCGCAAUCAUUUUGGAAUCCUUGCUCACCGGGACAGGUCUUGCUCAAUUGCGCGAUCCACCUCGUCUAUUCAAUCGAAUAACAAGCUUCAAUUGCCUUAUUUAUCCCCACGCAUUCCACUGCGUGGCCGACAACGGCUGUAUACCGCCGGAGCGCGUGCACGACGGCAUCAAGGAUUGUCCGGACGGAUCAGACGAAUCAUCCGGCGUCAAUAUCUGUGAUUAUGCACCAUAUUUCCCGGAUUUUCGCUGUUCAGCCUACGCCGACUGUAUCCCGCAGCCGGACGGUUACGCGUGCCGGUGUCGUAGUGGGUAUUUUGGCCCGGGGGAAACCUGUCAGCCCGCGCCGCUCAACAUGCCGCAGUUCGUCACAUCAGCCAAACCACUAAUUAUCCAAACAUGGCGCACCGACACCACCGCUGCCAUGGAUCAUUACAUAAACGCCACUUCUCUGCAUGACUUGGGCACAAACGUACUUGAAAGGACUACACCGCGGCUGCUGGCGCAACCGGAAAACGAAGGUAAUGCCUCGAUAUCAGCCAGUGCUUUGUGGGGCGCUCGUCUUACCAGCCGGCAUCCGUCAAAGGUCACCGUUAGAGAAUACCGCAACAUUGAGGAGUCAGAUUCACCGGCGGCCAGUAGUAAAAAACACACCACAACCGCCGGCCUGAUUCAAAUUGUACCGAGUGCGCGCAUUGUUUGUCGCAGUCGAUCGCUAAUGAUCAAUGAGUCGGGUCAAGUAUGGUGCUUAGGACUAUUCGCCAAUGGCAGCGUGGAUCGUGCCAGCGCUGUUCGACCAUCGACACCACCACAACUGCAAAUCUUAAGCAAUUUACCCGCUAAUUUCAUACCUACUACGCAUGCUAAUUCGCCUGCUAAUGGGACAGGUUGGGUGACAGUGGAGCUCGCCAAUACGACAGAAGCCGGUGUGGAUGAAAAUGCGGCGACUUCCCAGUAUCGACACGUGGCUGAAUUCCUCGAAAAACUGCCCAAAUUUGUUGUGACAACAUCGAAGGAUAAACAACUGGUGAUAAAUACUUCAACGCCGUACUCUGUCAACUACGAGCAAAGUGACGCGAGCAAAUCGAAACUUACGGAUCUACAAGCAUCUCAAGGUUUCAAUGGAGUAACGGAAGACGGCGCGAUGUUCGGUUAUAUGCCAACGCAAUCAACAUCCCGCAAACCGGGAUCGUUGAGCAAUCCAGAGGACCACGUGACGGCCUGGGCACCGGGUAGCAUUAUCACGCCGAUAAAGAUCUGGAACGCCACAGGAGGCGCUCUGAUGGCGUAUAAGAUCACUGCCAACACGACGCUCCCUAUAAGCUGCCUGAAUGCGCCGGUCCGAAUGUUUCUGUGCGCUAAUCGCGGUGCGUGUAUUCGUCCCGAGAAACUCUUGGAUGGACAUGAGGACUGUGGCGAUGGGUCGGAUGAAGUGCCGGAAUUUAUUGAUGAAUGCUCCUUCGCGGUUGACUGGCCGCGCUUUCAGUGCGGUGAUCAUGCUGAUUGUACGGAUACGGCACCGGGAUAUAUUUGCAAGUGCAACGGUGGAUAUUUUUGGGAUGGGAAUACCUGCGUGAUAAUACCAUCAAAUCUCUCCGCGCUGUCACAGAAGGUCAUCGACGAUCUUAUUCGAAUGGAUGGGUUCACCGGAACUCCAGUUAAUGCUGCCAAUGCAUUAAGAGCCAGUUUGAACGCCAGUAAUCUGCCGGCAUCCGUUGAUAUCCUCGUAUACCCCGGAGGCUCAACAUGGAGCGUACGCUCCAGUAAUUCAGGAUUAAGCCCAUUAAGCAAUUACUUGAAUCAAUCAAAUCCCUACGUUGUCCUUCCUAACUGUGAGGACUGCAUUCGUCCUGAGUUUGUAACUCUCGGCCCUACUGAAAACGCUGCGCAACAAUCGGAAGGCCGCGAUCCUAACCGAUCCGUCAGUCGCACGUACAACAGCAGUAAUCACAGCAAUCUGUCCCUGCCAUCUGUGGACGACCGGGUUGACCUUCAACAACGUAAUACGGCAAACCCUAACACCAACGAAUCCAAUGCAGGGGUCUCCCAGUUCCGUCCAGGUGCGACUAUUGCGGGAGUGUUCAGUCCGAGCAGCCAAAUUAAUACCAGAUCAGAUAAAUCCAACACCAGUCAGAUUAACAGCGCACAUAAUGAAAGGUCACCAAACUCGUCGGCUGCAACCAACAAUCAGAAUUCACAAAAAGCGGGAACAAGCAGUGAUCGUGACUGGCAGGCUGUCUUGGAUGCAUUAAGUCGGUUCAAAGCUCAAUCAUCUUCUACCACAAGUAAUCCCAUAGGGAACGUCCCACUGGAUUCUCUCGCAACCAACCAGAUUUUCUCAAACAUUUCCAAUGCGCCAGCAAAGCAGGGUGGCAUUGAAUCCUCGUCAUCGACCAAUCGCACCAACCUUACCCCCUCAGUCACUUCAAGUACUGGCGGAAGACAACAAACUUUAGUAAUUUCUACAUUGCCCACACCGUCGAUAUCGGUAUCUCGGUCAACGAUGUCCACACAGGGAAGGCCACAGAGUGGAAUUGAAAUUGUUACCCCACAGUCUAACGAGCAACAUUUAGACACUACAACAGUAACCGCAUCCCGAUUCAACAUUGCCGGUCUAACCAUUUCAAAUGUACCGCCAUUUUCAUCUGCAAAUUCCUCUGCGGUGAACAGUAACACUACAAUUGCAGACUACAUUAACAGCGUGAUCAAUGGGUCGACUGUCCGAGGUAUGACGUUAACGGGAAUCGGGCUGACUGCCAAUAUUACCGAUGUCACCGACACCACAAUGACCACAUUACCCACCGGGACUACUACGACAUCACGCUAUAGAAAUGGCAGCUUGCCAGAAACAACGCCCUCCACUACAAGCCGUCCCGUGCCACCACAGCCGGACUAUUUCACCAUCUACCGACCUUCGCGACCGACCCUGACCACACUGACACUCCCAACCACGUACACAAAGGAUACGACCGGCACCGAAAUAGACAAUGACACCAUUACAAGUAUCGCUGGUACAUCGCACCCUCUUUCACCGAAUGCAGCCGCAAAUGCAAUCCAGGAAGCCGGUACACCGACAAAGGUCACCAGCAUCCUGGAAUCUAGUACAGUAAAAAGUUCAGCUAGCAAUGUUGCGUCAAACAGUAACACAGUGCGGAUGUCGUCCUUGUCGCCGAUGACGACCGGCGGUGUUCGGAUGAAUGAACCUCUGAUACUACCAGAAACCACAACCGUAGCGCUAGCGAUAGCCGACCAUGGCGGCAGUAAUAAUAACACAAUCAUUCCCGUGUUUUUAAACCUUUCCACGCUGCGACGCAAUGCCAGUAGUAUUUCUUUGGGCAAUAAUACCAGCGGCAAUAAUAAUAAUACUGUUGGUAAUGGUAUUACGCGCGGCAGUAUGACGGAUAUUCACAACUCAGCACGACCAACCGCUCCGAGCUCCCGAUCUGACGAGAUGGAUGCCGGGACCGGCAGUUCUAUGGGAACAACAGUCGCGUUCACCACACUCUCCCCAACAACAAAACCGCCCACGCUUGCCGUAAACACCUCAAGUUCAAACCGUCCGCAAAUAAGCUCGACAAAUUCGUCGCCACCGUCCAUACAGACUAGCACGCUGCCUCCGCAAAUUAAUCCAUUAACCUAUCCAACGGGGGUAUUCUUGAAUUUUCCCACCGGACCACAGCGGACCGUUACCGACAGUCCGGUGGUUGUCAACGAUACCGGCAUCCAAUUUGAAGUCAUGUACCCUUGCUUUCCAGAAUUAUUCAGAAAAGCCUACGCCACUCUGCAGCAAAAUAUUAAGAGCUGUGAUAAGAGCUGCGAUGUCAAUGCAACGGAGCGGUGCAAUAGUGUGGCGGGCCGGUGUGAUUGCCUGGCGGGCUCAACUCGCACGUCUAUUACAGGAAAAUGCCAAGCAUCCGUCCAGUACAGCGUUGGACUAACUAUGGCUGAAUUGUGCGGGAAACCGUUGCUAUUUCAGUCCUACAUGUUUAAUUUCUCAAAUCCCACCACUCAACAGUUAGCGGUCGUUGUGUGCUAUCAAAUGGAGCAGUUACUGAACAAAUCCGGCUUAUCAGCUGGCCAGUAUAGUCCCGGUUCGUGUAACCCCCGCAGCUUUUCCCCCGGAAGUGUGGUGACGAACGUCGGCCUGUCUUUCGUACCUGCACGCGACGAUAACGUUUUGCCAACGGAACUGGCCACGGCGCUGGGUACCGCGCUAAACAACAACCAAGGCGCCGUUGGAGGAGAUGCCGGUGGGCUCAAAGUGCGUCUGGCUCCGCCGGACGCAUCGGGGAGAACUCAAACCUUUUUUCAGCCGCCCUCUGUUGGGGAUAUUAAUGAAUGCGAUAUUAACCAAAUGGCCUGCGGCGUAAAUGCUAAUUGCCAGAACACUUUCGGCGCUUUUACUUGCGUAUGCCGGCCUGGAUACACCGAUACGAAUCCGGCAUUUCCUGGGAGGAAUUGUGUGAAUUCAUCCCUUAUUGCGGCCAGCGUCCCUGUCAACUUAACCAUCAUUACAUGCCCGCCGGAAAAUUUCGUUUUCGCCAAUCUUUGCCUAUAUAAAACGUAUUUCAUAUUACUGAUUAUUGCUAUUAUCCUCGCUUGCCUGCUCGUCCUGUUUCUCCUUGCCUGCAUGAUAUACUGUUGCUGUCGGAAUUGUGGCAAAGAAGAGCAGUACAGCGCACCUGAGGUUGCCUUAAUACGAGCUGCCCAGCGCAGUCCACGGCAGCCCAAUUCGUCCAUUGCCCCUCUACCCGUGGGCGGCUAUCAACAGCUGAAACCGGAAGGCUCUUCUCUGGAUCCCAACGCGCCCCGUCCCGCCCCCUCAGCCAUGGAGCCGGAUCUCGAAAAAGGCUUGAAUGACCGCUCUCGCAUUCUGCCGCAAACUGACAACAUGAGUAGAGAAGUCGAGAACAAGGAGACUAUUCGCGAAGUUGUCACUGAAACCAAAGUUCAGUCGGUCGAUAAAAGCGGCAACGAUGUGGACACCUGGGAAGAAGUGGAGGUACCAACUUUCACAGAGAAGGAAUUAGCGGAAGAAGCAUCCAUGAGGGCGCUUAGCCCUUCGCAGGGAUCAACCUUCUCUCGGACCCAAAAACUUGAAGCAACGGAAGCCGAACGUGUACCAGGAGAACCGAUUACCGAAGAAUCCAACAGUUUUAUGACUAUAUCCGAAACCCAGGUGCGAGAUGAUAUUCCAGAAGCCAGGGUACUGGAUGAUGAUGUACCUAUGCAGAAGACCGAAAUUCAGGAAGGAACAUUACAGCGAACGGAACCGAUGCUGGAAGAAGACCAAAUCCGACCGGUCAAUAAAGACAGCAUUGGCAGUGUCGAGCCGGAAUUACUGCGCACGGAAUACGAGUUGCCGCCGUCUCCUUCCAACUCGGUCAAACAACUGGCGGCUGCUAAAUUAUCAGCACGAAAGUAUCACCUGGAAGCGCAGAGCAGCAUUAGACGCGCCUCCAGUGAAACACGCGAAUGGCUGGCUAUCCCGCGAACGGAGAGUCUGGUUAUGGAAGACGACGGAAUGGAUGUCGAUACACUGCCACAUAGGAGCUACGACAAGGAUCCGCUGUAUAGCAUGAAUUCACCGGUCGCCGGCACGGAUACUCGUUUCGAUGAUAAUGAACUGCGUCGACUAGGUAUGGGAUUCCGGGAUAGCUUCGAUGAUGUUAUGGAGCAGACAUCCCGUUUCUACAAGGAGUCCAGCUCGGACGUGGAGUUCGAACGCGAAGUUGACCUUUCGCAACUAAAAGACAUUGAGGCACAACAGGCAUCGGUAGAUCAGCGGGAGGGCAAGGGCAAAGACGACGAAAGCAGCGAUGACGAUGAUCAAAGCGACCAGAUCACAUCUAUCCAACGCCAGCCGGCCUAUGUUCUGGAACAGCGCGGCAACGUUAGCUCCAUUGAGCCGUUGGAUGAGGAACUGUCAGAUACCGAGCGCAACGGACAAGCCAGUCCGGAAGACCGGCAAAGCCUGAAAUCCAAUGAAGAAGAAGAACUAAAAAACCUGGGGGGAUCGCAAAUGUCGCUGAAGGACCGGAAGCUAACGACAACGGAAGCGGAUGCCCAUGAUGACGUCAUUAAUGAAAUUGUCAAAGUGCAGCCGGCGUUUUAUUCGCGCCAAGCCAGUUCGGACGAGGAAAUGUAUGACACCAAGGAAGAGUUAAAGGAGAAGAUCAUGGCGGAAUCCAUUAAAAUGAAUCUGCCCGAUGGUGGUUUGGACCGUAAGCCUUCCGAAGUUCAACGAGAAAUAGCUAUUAAAGAAUUCGGUGCGCUGGGGGAAAGGGAUAGCAUUGAUGACAUGCUGGAUCGCACGCAGCCGUUCUUCUCGCGCACGAGUACAUUGGACAGCUUCCAGUUGCAGAAGAACGACAGCACAGACGAUGCAACACCAUCCAGUCGGAAGCCAAGUCAAUCCCUUUUGGCCGUGGAUAACAAUGCAUCCUUAGAGCAAAGCCCUCGAAAGCGAUCCUUGUUGAAGAAGCGCAGUGCAUUCCAUUCGCGGGACAGUAUGAACAAAAUUAUGGAGACUACUAGUAUAGCCGAAGAUGGGAUGGGCAGCACCGAAGGCUUGCGAUCCGAAGCUACCACCCCGCAAAACGGAAACGACACGGAGGAAACGGACAAAGUGUUCGCCGACAACGAUGCAUCCGAAACCGUUGUACGCCCGGAUUCGCUGCCGCGUACGAUGGCAAUCGAUGACGAUGACGUGGCUGACUUCUUUGCUAACAAACCUGGCGAUGGUGAAGUGUUCACGGAAACCAUUGUGCGUAGUGACAACGCAGAAAGUGAACCUGCUAGUUCCGGUGUGUUAAUGCGGUCGGAAGCGCUGCCGCGCGGUAACGACACUGGCGAGCAUUUAGCGGAAGCUGUGCGAAAAGAGAGCAUCCAGAGCGAGCACAACUCACCGCGAGAAGAAUUUGUCUACGAGAAUCUGCAACAAGAAACUCGUGUUCGCGACAGCGAGCAAGACGAUUUGAAAGCGGAGGGCAGUGCCAUGAACAAUGAUACCGUUGUGCGAGACGAUCGGGACGAAACCGGCUCGCCGGGAAUCUCUAACCAACCGCUUCUACAGCAGGAAGUUGCAUUGGACGGAAAAUCGGUAUCAGAGCAAAACUUACAAAGGGAUGCACAAUUUUCCAGUCCACCGUUUAUUCCUCAUGACAGUGACUCCGGCGUUUAUGUGGACGCCGGUCUGCUGGAUGGCUCCUCCGCCAGUCGGCGGAAAGCCAACAUUAUGUCGUCGCAGGACGACCUGCAGAUCCUGGAAGGUCAGGAAGCCCGUCGCAAUGGUUCCGGUAGUUCGUACCAGCGACUCUCCCAGUCGGAUGACGAAGAAGAAGUGAUUAAACGCUACAGUGCAGCAUACAAAAAUAAGUUGAAAAAGACAACGAAACGCGUACGACAUAAUUACGAAAUGGGUCCACCGGAAAGCCGGCAUGUGUAUUACAGCAGCCGGCCCAAACGCAUGCCUCCCAACCGGGAAGAGCUGGAUGUGUGGAAGGAUACGACGUGGUGGCGAGUCCAUAGAAAGUAAUACUUUGUACUCGAGGGUGUUGUAGAGUCCUUUAACAGAAUUCGCAUAACCGGUAUAGCGAAUUGCCGCGCUCAAAAUGACUACUGAGUUUCUAAAGUUCAUGCGUUUUAUUCCAUUAUUUGCUUUUAUUUUGUAAGCGAUACACUUGAUCUUUCCUAAUACAGCAAAUACGUAUUUAUUCAUCCCGCUUUGCACCGAACUCCGCGCCGUCCAUAAUUUCUCUUUCCUGCUUCGGCGAUCUCGAAAAUGUUUUCACUUUUCAGCAUCUCGCACCAUUGAUUCUCUUUUUCGCAGCUGUAUACUGCUCGACUGUAAAUUUAGCACCAUGCAGUUCGUGUGUUUUCGAUGUUUUGUUUUUGUUUAGAACCGUGUAUGCAAUAAACUGAAGGAAAGU
This is a messenger RNA of Paramacrobiotus metropolitanus, 8946 nucleotides long. RefSeq lists its product as uncharacterized. Bases 981 to 8552 code for a protein of 2523 amino acids. The transcript has 18 exons. Lineage: Eukaryota; Metazoa; Tardigrada; Eutardigrada; Parachela; Macrobiotidae. Gene Ontology annotation, molecular function: calcium ion binding; protein binding. The record is from RefSeq and is a predicted model, not a curated record.